AUGCCUGAAGUACAAAAAUCCACAACAACGAUGUCUACAACACAACCUGAUGGAAAUGUAAUCUGUAAUAAAUGUAACGAAAAAAUAUUGAAUGUUAUGACCGCUGACGAUGGAAAAGUAUAUCAUCCACAUUGUUUCAAUUGUUCGGAUUGUGGUAAAACAUUAGCGGGUGGUUUUUUCUACAAAUCAAAACCGUCAAAUAAACCAACAGAUGUUCCAUUAAAAUUUGAUGAUUCUAUUCGCUACUGUGAAACAUGUUAUAAAAAAAUUGCACCGAAAUGUGAUCGUUGUACACAAGCCAUUGAAGCAUCGUCAGUUAUGUGGAAUGAUAAAAAAUAUCAUGAAUCUUGUUUUACCUGUUGGGGAAACGAUAAAGAAAAAGUGUGUAAUAAACUCAUGAAAGAUGAACCCGUUUAUCCGGAUGGUAAUAAAUGGUAUUGUCGUGCAUGUUAUGAUAAACUCGACACUGGUAGAAAAGCUGCCGGACGUGAAAUAUUAGAAAAAAAAUGUAAAAAUUGUCAUAAAGGUUUUACAUCUGGUACGCAAGUGAGUGAAUUUAAAGAAGAUUAUUUUCAUCCAGAUUGUCUCACAUGUACACAAUGUGGAAAAUCAAUAUGUCAGAGAAAAUUUUAUCAUCAAGAAUAUAAAAUGCAAUCUGAUAAUAAGACGAAUCUUUUGUGUGAACAAUGUCAUUAUAAUAAUUCGCCAGAAUGUGCUGAAUGUAAAGAAAAAAUAUUAGAUGGACAAUCAUAUGGAUUUGAAGGAAAAUCAUUUCAUGGUCGUUGUUUUAUGUGUGCUCAAUGUAAAACAGAGAUCGGUACAAAUCAUUUUUCAAAAUCAAAAGACGGUAAAUAUUUAUGUGCAAGAUGUACAGCUCAUCAUAGUCAAACUAAUACGCACCACGGACAACAACAUGGUUGA
Molecule: messenger RNA, 921 nt
Organism: Didymodactylos carnosus
Lineage: Eukaryota; Metazoa; Rotifera; Eurotatoria; Philodinida; Philodinidae
Source: the annotation of a GenBank genome assembly